Messenger RNA from Triticum dicoccoides, 2538 nucleotides. Its product is annotated as clathrin interactor EPSIN 1-like. Gene Ontology annotation, cellular component: clathrin vesicle coat; plasma membrane; endosome. The transcript has 10 exons. Bases 136 to 1905 code for a protein of 589 amino acids. The record is from RefSeq and is a predicted model, not a curated record. Gene Ontology annotation, biological process: endocytosis. Gene Ontology annotation, molecular function: clathrin binding; phospholipid binding. NCBI's taxonomy places the organism in Eukaryota, Viridiplantae, Streptophyta, Magnoliopsida, Poales, Poaceae.
GGGCGCUGACUGCCGCCAGCGUCGUUAUUAUUCCGCGGCGCUCCUCUCCGGACCCCGUCUCCGUCUUGGCGUCGCCACGCCACCGCCACCGCCACCGCUCCUCCGCCGGCGGAGUUGCAAGUCUCCAGCCCAGCCAUGGAUGGGAUCAUGAAGGCGCUCGAUCACACCGUCCGGGAGAUAAAGCGAGAGGUCAAUCUCAAGGUGCUCAAGGUGCCAGAGAUCGAGCAGAAGGUUCUUGACGCGACCAGCGAUGAGCCGUGGGGGCCUCACGGUUCAGACAUGGCGGACAUCGCACGGGCCACCAAGAAUAUCGGCGAAUGCCAAAUAAUCAUGAAGGUGCUGUGGCAACGGCUGGGCAACACCGACGCAAAUUGGCGUCACCUGUAUAAGGCGCUGGCUGUGGCUGAGUAUCUUCUGGCCAAUGGCACUGAGCGCGCAGCCGAGGAAAUUAUCGACAACAGCUCACAGAUUGCGAAACUCACGACAUUCGAGUUUGUGGAGCCUGGUGGAAAAGACGUGGGGCUCAAUGUGCGCAAGAAGGCCGAAGCUGUUCUGGUCAUUGUGGAUGACAGGGAAAAGCUUCAACAAGCCAGGGAGAAGGCUGCUUCUACGAGGGACAAGUACUUGGGGGUGUCAUCAACUGGAAUGUCAUCAUACAAAUCAAGCGCAGCAUCAUUUGGCAGUGGCACCUACUCCUCUGGUAGUCGCUACGGGAGCACAGCUGGUUCGAGGGAAACCGCCUCGUUCAAGGAUAGACACACUGGCACAGAAUUGAGCAAGAACAAUAAUAAGCCAAGUUACAGCAGCACUAGACAAAGGUCAAAAGAAACUACUACUAAGAGUGCAAAUAGCUCUAAAUUAGCAAAAGGAGGCUCCAAAUCGAUGUCGAAUCCGCGUGCCACACCUGCUGUUCCAAGUUCACAGAAAGGAAAGAAUGAGGAUGAUGGCGACGAGUUCAAUCCACGAGGAUCUUCCACAUCUGCUGGAACAGCUAAUGUGAGCUCCAAUAAUUUGGAUCUCUUUGGGCCAAGAUUAAUGCCAAACGCUGGUAGUGCUGCUGUGCCGGAAAUUGAUUUGUUUGCGUUUGCAGAUUUCCAGUCAGCCCCAUUGGAGGCAGCAACGUCAAGUGGUUCUCACCCUCAGGGCAACAUUGAUCUAUUUGCUGGCAGGCCAUCCUUUGGUGGCUCAGCUACUGCAGACAUGGAGUUCUCAGUACGUGGUGCUCCCAAUAAGCAUAUAGAGCAAAAAACUUCUUCCCCUGCGCAGCCCUCUGCGUCUGCUUUUGAUCCCUUCAACCCAUCCUUUGCCGCAAUAUUCCCUUCGGACACAGAGUUCUCAGUGCGUGGCACCCCAAGCAAAUCCUCACAAGGAAAGCUUUCAAGUGACACAGCUUUCGAUCCUUUGGCUGGAAUUCCGGUGAAGCGUUUCAAUGGAUCAAACUCUUCUGGUGUAUGGUCUUCAAGUAAAGGGUCAGCUGUUACUGAACCAACACAUGGUUCUCCUGGGGCCAGCAAGAGUUCUGAUUGCAGUCCUUCGGAGGAGUUGAACUGUGGCGCCUUUGCGUCGCAUGAGGGAUCACGCACGGCAAGUGUCACCAAAUCCAUGAACGAGUCACUCGCAAAGCAGAAGCAGGACUCCAUGGCAGCAUCAAAACCAGCUGUGAAGAAAGAGACUUUUCGGGGCAAAUCUAGCAUUUGGGCCGACUCUUUGAGCCGUGGGUUGAUUGAUUUGAAUUUAGCUGCCCCAAAGAUGGUUGAUCCUUCAGAUGCCAGGGUCGUUAGGCGGCUCAGCAACGGCUCUGAGGAGAAAGCCCCAGAAACUGUUCCAUGGUACAUGGAGGCAGCAACAGGCACUCCUGAGUUUCCACGCUCCACGGGAGCAGGUGGUGAAAGCCGCAUUUUCUAGCAGCAGCAGCAGCAGCACUUUGGGAACUUCAGGUGAUCUUAUUCAGGGUUGUAUAUUCUCGAUUACCUUGAGUGGGCAUGUCUCCCCAUCCGUGGUUCCUGCGAUAUCUGAUUCUGUUCUUCUUAUGCAAUGAUGAGUAGAUGUAUCGCAGAACACAUGUAAUCUGCGUUAUAGAGAUGCUACUAUGAUUUUGUAUGCAUUAAAAAGCGAAUGAACUUUGUGCAGUGACUGGAUAAACUAAAGUGAGGGUCAGAAUCGCGCGAGGCUCGGUUUGUUGACUGCGUAGAAAUUGGUUUGUCAUACUCGCCGUGGCCUGGGGGUUGCUGGAGGAGCUUCUCCAAAAGCGGGUGCGCCUUCUGUCUGCUCCCUUUUCGUGAGCCGCUGGGCCUUUGCAACAAGUCUCAUUGCGCUCAAUGCUUUGCAACACGAGCUUUGUUGCAACCCUGAACAGCUUUUUUUAUGUUGUAUGCUAGUCGUCCAAUUCUGCUUGAUGUACCUUUGCAACAAGCCUCGUGUUGCGCUCAGUGCUUCGCAACAUUAGCCUUGUUGGAGUGCCUUGAACAAUUUUUUUCCGGCUUUGCUAGAACUCAUCUAGCUGAGUUUUAGUUAUGUCUCAUUCACUUUUAUAGCCAU